AUGGACGAAACCUCCAACAGAACGGAUAACCGCGAACAAGAAAACAGUCUCGUGCCGAGGAUUUCGGCAUACUCGACCCCACCCCCGUCGAGCUAUGACGAAGACUCGUCUGAAGCGGGGAGUAUCGGUGGGUUCAAGACGGCCAGGGCAUCUCCAGUAGCGACUCGACCAAACUCCCCGGAUCAAGUUGACCCACCCGACGCGAUGGGGCCUUUCACUCACGACGGGCCAUUCGUCCGCGAGACCAAAGCCAAGAAAGAUGACGAUGAUAACCUAGCGCAAAUCAUCGAUUCGAGUGCAGAAGCGCCUCUUUCGACUCCUCUAGUCACGUCGAUCCCUCCUCAGGACAUUAUGCACCGCAUCAAAGGAAUGUAUCGCCUCUUGCACCUUGCAAGCGAUAAAGGGGUUGGAGGCGCUAUCAACAAAGUGGUUAUUGACACAAAGUCCAUCGAGUGCUUUGCAAACCAAGUAGAACAGAACUCUUAUAUCUCGAUCACCAAGGUUAACUUUCGCGCAUUGGAUAACUAUACCAUCAAACCUCGUGGUGUAUACGGCAGCCUGACCUCCUUGGUUUCCUUUCUUGAAGACCUUGGCCGAAUCGAUCAAGAAACCAAGGAUAAACUGCUCGUUCAAUCCGAUGAAUCGGAAAGCUCCACUGACUCUCUUCAAACUGGACUUUAUCUCCUUGACGCAACCGAAAUUCAAGAUGGGCUUCGCUACAUUGUUUACUGGCCUGAGAAAGAAACAUGGAACGAUAAUGCACCCUCAACACUUGCUCGUAACAGGGUCACCUUUAUGCGAUAUCUUACCAAGCUCUGUGACCAAGUAGUGUGUUUGAUUUCCGAUGAACACGCCGACAAGUUUGUAUGGGAAGAGGAAACACCCGAGACCGUGACAAAGGAGAAACGCGGUGGAUCACGCAAAUUCAGGGUAGAGGAGACCCAGAACCAAAACGAAGAUGUCCUCAUGUCUGCUGGAUUUACGCUUCAUCAUCCGUGCUUUGGUCCUCCAAAAUGUCUUCCUCCUCCCGAGCACUCCAAUCCCUUCUACCCUUCACCAACUUUGCUCACUAGCAGUGUCGCUCAACGAAUUCUUCGCGUUGAAUACAACCCGGGAGCACCAGAGCAAAUUCGACUCGAGGAAGAAAGCAGGCCCAAAGUUGCUCUGCAACACUUUUUUAAUUCAUACGCCAAUGGACAGAUUUGCCUAUCCGAUGAAUUGGAUAAGGACAGUCUUAGCACCCUAUUAUCCCUCGGAUUGUGCCGUGAUACAUAUUUUAGCACUCUUGACCAGUGGAAAGCGCACAUAAAGAGCCAUAAAACGCAAUGGUUGGAGAAGGAGACGGACGUUACUCGUGCGGGUGUCAAACAAUUGGAAGAAACGUUGAAUCAUGCGGUGACGUUCUGGUUCAUUGAUCAUGUCUCCGCCCAUUUCAAAGGUCUGACCAAGGAGGAGAUAUUGUCCCAAAUUUUGCCAACGGACCGUAUAGGCUCGUGGGACUAUGGCAAGCAGAAGGAGGCCUAUAGUGAACUCGACAAUUCACAAGAUCUCUGUGAUGCCUUCAAGAAUGCAACGCACCACUUGAAACAAGCUCUCGAUAAUCUGGACCCUGGCCCGGAAUUCCAAGCUCUCAAAGAAGACUGCUUAUGCAUCGAAAUGGCGAUUGAUCACUCGUUUGAGUCAUCUCUUGGCGCGUCCCAAGAUGUAGACACCAUGACCACCGCAAGCACUGAGGUAGUUUUCACGAGUCAAUACAUCGAUCCCAGUGGAUAUCAAGUCGACAUGAAAACUAGACGUACUUCCGACGGUGAUGUCAAGUCGACGUCCAAAAGUUGGCGGAGGACGCUUUCAAACAAAAUUUCAGAUGUCUCCGGCUCAGUGACAGGAGUCGUUGUAUCUUCGCUUUCGAUAAUCAAUCCGUUGAGGCUUCUUGGCAGCGGUUCUCAAAUUUCUGGCUCACUUGAUCAUCCCGCACGCGAAAACCUCGAUACUCGGCAAUUCUGGGAACACCUUCAGUCUGGAUCCUCCCAAAAUCAAUCAAUGUUCAACAAAGAGAGAGAGAUUCGUCGCCUGAUCCUCCUGUCCCUGACAAAUCUUUAUCAAGCUUCAGGCCGGCUGCUCUCAUCACCAAUCCAGCGCCAUUUAGAUCAAUUUUGGGCACAGGGGCUCAAUCGCCUUGAAGAUUUUUGGAAACAUACAGAAAUGAAUCAUUGGAAAAAUUUGCAUCGCCAACUGCAGCAGACCUACGCGACUGGGUUUGACAAACAACGACCAUAUCUCGUUAUCAACAAGGUCGUCGAAGAAGGCCGCUCGAAGAAGCAGUAUCGUCUACAUGGAUUAUUGGUGAAACCGACGGAAGCUCAGUUUCAACACUCUCUGUAUCCAUUCGAGGUGUCUGCAGAAGACAUGCAGGCCGCUGCUAUGGACCCUUCGUACAAUUGUCAACCUCGAAUUGUUGAACGUGGCGUUCAGACUUUCAAGCUUCCAAUUGGAGCAUAUCUCAGGUACAUUCGCCUCAUUGGGAAAGAUGAUUGUCUUGCCAUCAUACAUAAACCAGCAAUCGGCGGGCUUCAUCUCUUCUAUGACGAUUGCGUCUCUAUCUGCGGUACAGUUGAACAUGGAACUCCGAAGCGGAAACUGGUCCUGGAGCGUGUAGGCGACAAUGCAUUAUUUGCAUUAGACGAAAUGGCAGGUUUACUUGCCAUACUUGGCGUAGCCGAUGACCAAAUCCAAAUUCACACAUACAAGUUUGACGAAAAGCACAAAAACCUCGUACCCAGAAAGCCAUACAAUAUCACCGCUUGGUAUCCAAAUCGUCGGCCACAGUUUCAGAGUUUCGAUUUUAUUCCUGGACGAGAGGAAUUAAUUCUUCUUGACGAGUUAGGUGAAGCCCGGGUCUUCUCUAUCAGUUCAACAAACUUUAGUCCCAAGACCCUACACCUCGACAGUCCAAAAGCCGUUCUGCCAACUCCGGAUGGGGCCGCAGUCAUUGUCUUGGAUUCCUAUGAUGCCCAUUACCGUCUCAGGUGUUUUCAUCGCGAAUCCUUCGAUGACAAAAGCUGCAUACAAAUUCCGCUGCCACUUUUGUCAACCUCCUUGGUGUCAGCUGGAGUGACCUUUAUCGGCACCAGAGAUCGAGUUCAACUCCUCCUUAUGGACGCUGAUUUGCAAGUGUGCAACUCAUAUUCUCUCCACAUCGUUGGAAGGGCGAGCAUAUUCUCCUUCAGGUCCUUGGGGGCUCACCGUAACAUUGAGAACACUCGAAGACCCACUUCCAACAACUGCCUCCUGGAUUGCCAUGUCGGAGUUUGGACAAGAUACGCUCUCGAUCCGCCGAUCAAGCACCAGCGCUCUGUCAUGGCUAUAGAACAUCUACCGGCAAUCUUGAUUAUGAGUCGGUGCGAACGCUCAGUGGUUGAGCAAUACUUUGCUAUGAUGAUGCGGAAAUUCAAAGAGACGACAAAGAAACCAUCAAAACAUAUCCUGGAUCGCAUCCAACCGCUUGUAGUCUCGCAUUGGGCGCCAGCUGAAGACAAAACAGACACAUCUCGCUAUCAAAUUGGCGAUUGGCUUGUGUCAUUGUUCUGUCUCAUACCAAUUCACAUUGCCUAUACAGACGCAAGCAGAUUUAUACCGGUAAAGGACGGCGUUGCAUCGGCACAGUUUGAGAGGACGCUCUUGGGGUGUUCACAAGUUGAAAUUACUCACAGGUUAUCUUUGGGAUGGUACGAGUCCAUCUUCACAUCAUACCUCUCGGAUUUGCCUGUGAAGGUUGUGACCUCUAUGGGAGAGCAAUCUGUUGGAAAGAGUUAUUCGUUGAAUCACUUCGUCGAUACUUCUUUUGCAGGCUCGGCAAUGCGUUGCACAGAAGGGGUUUGGUUGUCUGUUACGCGGACCCGGGAUAUAUUGGUGGUUGCUAUGGAUUUCGAGGGUCUUCAGACCAUCGAAAGGACACCACAAGAGGACAUGCUCUUGAUUCUGUUGAACACUGCGAUAUCAAACAUGGUACUUUUCCGCAACAACUUUGCGUUGUCAAGGGACUUGCAAGGGCUCUUCAGAGGUUUCCAAUCGUGCACGAAUUCUCUCAAUCCUGAUUCAAAUCUCUCGCUCUUUCGCUCACAACUUCAGGUCAUCAUCAAGGAUGUGACCAAGGCAGAUGAGGACGAGAUGGUCACAGAGUUUGCCACAAAGCUCAGUGCUAUUGUCAGCAGAGAAAUGAAGAGCAAUUUCUUGACCAAGCUCCAUAGAGGGAACUUUGCCAUCUCUCCUUGGCCAGUCAUCGAAAGCCCAGAUUUCUACAACGCCUUCAAUGAUAUCUACCAUGACUUUAUGGAUCAACCAAUCACUCACGAACAUGCGGGGGCUUUCUACAUACUCCUCAAAACCUUAAUGGCUAAGAUUUAUAUUGCCGACUGGAGCGCUGUCGAUCAGAGUCUCGCAUUGCAUAGGGCAGAGCUGCUAGAGUCUUCCGUAGACAAUGCUCUCUGCUUUGGUCUCUCUGACCCAGGCACCGGCGAGCGGUUGAAGAAUUACGAUAAUGACAAGGAUAUUCCCACUGACGACGACAGUGGGAUCUUUUUCUCAACCUCGUCUUCAGACCUUAGUACAUGGUCUUCAUCUGACAUUUCCACAUUCCUCGACCGCUUGCGGAGUCAAUGGCCAGAAGAGUCUAAUCGGUUCCAAAUGACGGAGGCAGAGUAUAUGGGGUCGUACAGGCACUUUCUACGUUUAGUCAUUGAUUCACGGAUCAUAUUGGGAAAGUCCUGGGUGGUGGAGAAUACACGCAAAUUCUUGAAUGACCCUAGGAUACAGGAUUUCAUCCGCUCAUUCGAUUUCAAGUCGAAGAUAUUGUCCAACAUCGAGCCGUGUGCCUCUCGGUGCAGUGACUGCUUCCUAUUGUGCCUCGACUACAUAAACCACGACUCGCGCAACCAUCACAGCUGCAAAACAGAUCACCGAUGCCCGACUAAUUGCGAGUUUGAAGCGGAUCACGAGGACGUGCCUCCGCCAUGCGAGAUAUCUGCGGGACAUGCCGGCAAACAUACAUGCUCUUUGGGACAUCGUUGCGGCGAGCCUUGCCUUCUGCGUGACAAGGGCAAUUGCCUUCGAAAAUGUGCCAAGCAAUCGAAUCAUGAAGAGGCAGAGCAUAUGUGCGAGGCGCCGCUACAUACUUGUGCCGCACCAUGCGACCUCAAGGGUCCCGAUGGGGCCCCGAUAUGCAACCUCCGAUGUGUAACAGAUAGUCGUAUAACUCACGAUAGGCAUUGCUUCCUUGCGCGACACGCGAUCACUUCCAUGCUCUGGAAAGCAAUACCCACCUUUGCGGAGCAUUCCUGCAAGGAGCUGUGCGAGCUUCCCGGAAUAUGCUUCAUUGAACCCGACCCCAAGUCGGUCGAGUCGGUAUUCUCGGGACGAUAUGGGUCGUUCCAGUAUACCAAGUACACGCAAGUUCCCCGCCGUCUCGGAUGCGAAGUGAAGAUACCCAGACACCUCACGAGACACGAGGGAAGACAUACCCAUUCUGUCAAGCCCGACGUAUUCCAUUUUUGUGAAACUAGAUGCAACUACUGUGAUUACUUCUGUACUCUCGAGUACGGGCACGAUCAGGAGGAGCAUGAGACAGGACACGGCUCCAUGGAACGAGCAAAGUGGUUUCUAGAUGGCGAUGAAGAUGCGUUCAUUGGUAUCGAUGAUCGAAAGUACGCUACUGGAGACAGCGGAGGUCCAAUGCUCUGUUCAAUGCUUUGCCUUGCUCUUGGACGCCAUGUACAUGUAUCGGAUUGCUGGGCGGAAGAUCCCUACGACUGUCAGGACACAGAGCUCGAGCAUAUUCACGGACAUAACCUACCGCGACCGAUGGACUGGAUCUCUCAUCGGCUUUUCUGGAAACGCAGUGGUUUCAUGGAACCGCCAACCUACACCCAGAAAUUAAGGGAGAAGUUUGCUCUCUGGUCCUCUUCUAUGCAAGAAACCGAUCAUCUUCCAUCGCGUAAUACGCCCGUUAGUGCGAUUCUUACGCAACGAGCCAAUAAUCGGUUCGGCGCUGUACUUUCUGCGACAUACGCGUUCUGGCUCUCUCGAGAGGCUGCAAUUAGUCGAAUUACAAGCGCUGGACGUCGCAAAGAUUUCACCACGGUGGUCGCCUUCAAUCAUCUGCCCAUGACGAUUUGUAGCAAGAACGACACUAUGAACCCAGACCAGCUUCUUGCACUUAUUCCUCAUGACGCCACAGGGUGGACAAACUUCACAUCAGCCUUGAGACACAUUCAGAAAGAAAUGGAGAAAAACUGGGAUCACGAAAGAACGCCUGUAAUUGUUUUCCUUUCGGACGGAGAGGACGAAGUUUCCGAGGAGGUAGUAUACAGGUUGUGCCGUCGCGCAGAAGAGCUUGGGAACCCUUGCCUGUUCUAUGCAGUUUCAUUUGGCAUGAAAAACUACUCCGGGCCUCUUCGUCGAAUGGUAGAAAUCGCGCAGGAAGUCUACGAUGGUGCUCAGAGACAAGAACCCUCGCCUUUUAAGGAGCCGUGUCGAUUCUACGAAACAUUUGACCCUGACCAAUUGACCGAGGCGUUCCUACACAUCUCGAGAAGCUUGAAGCCUCGGGCGGCAUUGGUGAACGUGAUUCCACUCUACUACUUUUUCAAAACGGCCUUUCUCCUCUUUCUUGCUCUCCCUCAGAUGCAAGGAUCCACGUUCAUAUACUCGGUGCACUUAGCUCCGUUACUCCGAGGUCAUGAAGACCAAAUCGACUCGGCCCUCACACAGCUGAAGCUAUCCAUCUACGAAUUCAUUCAAGAAAAGUUACGAGGGAUCUGGAAUCAAGUCAUUGGCGCCUCUUCUGGUACACCCGGGACAGCCUCUAGCGGACCUCUUCCAGCAACUCCAAACGUGGCCGCAGCCAACCCGCCAUCGAUGGCAGACCCCCUGUCUGGAGCUGCUCAGCUUGUUUCUGGGUGGUGGAACGCGUAUGCACCGGCCAUUGUUGCUACUGGUGCCGCUUAUAUUGCUUCGCGGCAGCAAGCAGCCGAGGCAGCUGUUCAGCAGCGUCGACAGAAUAAAGCAAAGGCACCCCAGGCUUCUGGACCGCCAGAUACUGCGUCAAUAAUUGCACGGCGCAGAGCACUCGAGGCAGAGUUGGCGGCUCUCCCGCAGGUUGGCUCACCUCCAUCUACGACCAUACGGGAUACAUUGGCAGGAAAAUCGUCGACGUCUGUCGCAUCUAGCUCGUCUUCAUACGUCGUACACGCUGGAGAGAGCAGGAAACGGCGAGUCGACAGUGGGAGCGACGGAGAGGAUGCUGGACCGUACGAGAAGAUUGCACCAGAGGACGUGGGAUCUGGAAGUGAUGAAAGUCCGACGCGUGCGACGAAUCCGAGAACGUCCUGGUGGGGAUGGAGAGCGUCCUCGUACCAAGGAUACGAAAAGUUUACGAUAUGUAUUCUACGAAUGGUAUCUAUUCCCUACAUCGAGUCUGAACAUUUGGUCGUCGCAUUCCAUCCUGACUUGAACCUCGCCACAAUGGCUGGAUCUCAAAUGUCUAUGAAGCGGAUAAAGAAGGAGAUACUCGACCUGUCAAAGGAAGACAUGGGCGAAAUACAGCUGACGCCGUCGGAAAAGUCCAUUUACGAAUGGCAAGCGACGAUUCCUGGACCUACUGGAUCUCCCUAUGCCGGUGGAAUGUUUCGGCUGGCCAUCCAUCUUCCCAACGAUUACCCCUUCUCUGCGCCCAAAGUCGUCUUCCUAACGCCAAUUUAUCAUCCAAACGUCUCCUCUCAAGGCCAUAUCUGCAUAGAUAUCCUGAAGGCGGCCUGGUCGCCAGCUCUAUCACUGUUCAAGGUUGUGCUGUCCCUUUCGAGCUUGUUGACUGAUCCAAAUCCAAAGGACCCUUUGGUGCCAGAGAUUGCCAAGCAAUAUCUCCAAAAUCGACCUGUUUUUAACAAGCGGGCUCGCGAACUGACCGCAAAGCACGCAAUGGGCAACGAGAAGUCUUCCGACUCAAAAUAUGUAGCUGCAUCAAAUUCUGGUAGAGCAACGCGUCCAGCUCCACCGCCCUCGACAACGUCUUCGUCUGGAUUGUUCGCUGGCCUGAUGAAUUUCGCGACUGGACUACGUGGGUCUGGUGCACCUCGACAGCCUGAAAUAGCCGUGGGGACGCCUGUAGCUGCACCAAGGAUCAUUCCGAAUACACCUUAUGGUGCGACGUCAACUUCGACGGUAUCUGGGGCUACAGUACCUGUAACGAUGCGCAACUCACGCGUACAGCAUAAUGCAUCUGUCGAGGUCAUUGACCUUGAUGAUUCUCCACCUCCCACUCCUGUGGCCCGUGCAGGAACUAAACGCCGCAGGGAAGAAGAAGUCGAUACAUCUGCAGAUCCUCGAGAGUCUACGAGAAGAAGGCCUAAUCCUGCUACAUCAUCUUCCUCUGGAGCGGAAGAGGUGAUUGUCAUUGACGACGAUUAG
Messenger RNA from Serendipita indica DSM 11827, 8460 nucleotides. Lineage: Eukaryota; Fungi; Basidiomycota; Agaricomycetes; Sebacinales; Serendipitaceae. The record is from the annotation of a GenBank genome assembly.